UUUCUCGCCCCCUCCCCCGAAUUGCCCUCCCCGCGCUCCCUUCUGUCUCCGCCCCCUGGCGCCGCGGAGGCCUCGCCGCUUUAAGAGCCGGGCUAGCGAUUGACAAGCAACAAACGCCGAGCGCCGGGCUGCGCUGGAGCCGCCCCAAGCCAGGGGCUCCCCGGGGCGCAGGAGGCACAUUUGCAGCCCUCGCUGACCUCACCAUGCCAGUUGCCGCCACCAACUCUGAAUCUGCCAUGCAGCAGGUCCUGGACAAUCUGGGAUCUCUCCCCAGCGCCACGGGGGCCGCGGAGCUGGACCUGAUCUUCCUUCGAGGCAUUAUGGAGAGUCCGAUAGUGAGAUCCCUGGCCAAGGCCCACGAACGGCUGGAGGAGACGAAGCUGGAGGCUGUGGGUGACAACAACUUGGAGCUGGUGCAGGAGAUCCUACGGGACCUGGCCCAGCUGGCCGAGCGGAGCAGCGCGGCCGCCGAGCUGGCCCGCAUCCUCCAGGAGCCCCACUUCCAGUCCCUACUGGAGACGCACGACUCUGUGGCUUCCAAGACCUAUGAGACCCCGCCCCCCAGCCCUGGCCUGGACCCCACGUUCAGCAGCCAGCCGGUGCCUCCGGACGCGGUGCGCAUGGUGGGCAUCCGCAAGACGGCUGGCGAGCAUCUGGGCGUGACGUUCCGCGUGGAGGGCGGUGAGUUGGUGAUCGCGCGCAUUCUGCACGGGGGCAUGGUGGCGCAGCAAGGGCUGCUGCACGUGGGCGACAUCAUCAAGGAAGUGAACGGGCAGCCGGUGGGCAGCGACCCCCGCGCGCUUCAGGAGCUCCUGCGCAGCGCCAGCGGCAGCGUCAUCCUCAAGAUCCUGCCCAGCUACCAGGAGCCGCAUCUGCCCCGCCAGGUGUUUGUGAAAUGCCACUUCGACUACGACCCGGUGCGAGACAGCCUGAUCCCCUGCAAGGAAGCCGGCCUGCGCUUCAGUGCCGGGGACCUGCUGCAAAUUGUGAACCAGGAUGACGCCAACUGGUGGCAGGCGUGCCACGUGGAAGGCGGCAGCGCUGGGCUCAUCCCCAGCCAGCUGCUGGAGGAGAAGCGGAAAGCGUUCGUGAAGCGGGACCUGGAGCUGACACCAACCUCAGGGACCCUGUGCGGCAGCCUUGCAGGAAAGAAAAAGAAGCGGAUGAUGUAUUUGACCACUAAGAACGCAGAGUUCGACCGCCACGAGCUGCUCAUUUACGAGGAGGUGGCCCGCAUGCCCCCUUUCCGCCGGAAGACGCUGGUGUUGAUCGGGGCUCAGGGCGUGGGCCGGCGCAGCCUGAAGAACAAGCUCAUCAUGUGGGAUCCGGAUCGCUAUGGUACCACCGUGCCCUACACGUCCCGGAGGCCCAAGGACUCGGAGCGGGAAGGCCAGGGUUACAGCUUUGUGUCCCGGGGGGAGAUGGAGGCUGACAUCCGGGCCGGGCGCUACCUGGAGCACGGCGAGUACGAGGGCAACCUGUACGGCACGCGGAUCGACUCCAUCCGGGGUGUGGUUGCGGCCGGCAAGGUGUGCGUGCUGGACGUCAACCCCCAGGCUGUGAAGGUGCUGAGAACAGCUGAAUUUGUCCCUUACGUGGUGUUCAUUGAGGCCCCUGACUAUGAGACCCUGCGGGCCAUGAACCGGGCUGCGCUGGAGAGUGGAGUGUCCACCAAGCAGCUCACGGAGGCGGACCUCAGGCGGACAGUGGAGGAGAGCAGCCGCAUCCAGAGGGGCUACGGCCACUACUUUGACCUCAGCCUGGUCAACAGCAACCUGGAGAGGACCUUCCGGGAGCUGCAGGCUGCCAUGGAGAAGCUGCGGACGGAGCCCCAGUGGGUGCCCGUCAGCUGGGUGUACUGAGCCUGUCCCGGGACCCGAACCCGUCCCCUGCUCCCCUGUGACUCCAGCCACCAUCCUCAGCCCCCGUCCCCGGCUCCCUGGCUUGCCCUGGGUAGCAGCCACCAGCAAGCCCUGAGGUCUGGCUCCAGCAGAGAGGCGAGCACUGCCAGGGAGGUGGGUGUUCAUGGGGCACCUCUGUGCCCAGGUGCUGCCCACUCCCGAUGUCCAUUGGCUACCAGAUGUCCCUGUCCAAGGGCCCAGCCAUGCCCAGGGUGUGUCAGAGUCUCCUCCGCCUGCUCAGUGCAGAGAUGGGAAAUCUGCUUUGGGACCACGUGGUCAGCAGGUGCACUGUCCCAGCCACCUCUCCCCAGGCACCUUUCCUCCUCCGGACUGGCCACAGCCCCCAGCUCCAGGGCCCCUGCACGUCUCACCCCUGCCUCCCGGUGGGUGGGGCUGGCCUUGGUCCUUGUUGGCCUGGGCUGGGGGAACGGGCGGGACUGCUCUCAGCUCGGGGAGGGGCAGGGACCAGGAGUGGAUGUGGCCUUGUCCCUCCUUCCUCCACAGCGUCUCACUGCCUAAGUCUCCCCUCAAACUUCUCCAGCGUGUCCCUGCUGGGUCAGCCCCACCCCUGUGGGGGGGAGGCGAGGCUGGCGGGGCUGGGUGGGCUCAGCCAAGGGAGGGGUGGCUGGAGCCUGACCCUGUGACGGGGAGCCCUGGGCGCUCCGGGGUGGGCCGGGUCUGGUCGCCCUGCCCGUAACCUUUGUCCAGGCUCAUCUUCCUGGUAAGGUCCAGGUGGCCCACUUGGGUCAGGGCUGCCCCAGUGGGAGGCCCUGGCCUGCCUGGCCAUGGCCCCACACGCUGCAUUGCUCUGUGGAUCUGGCGCUGGCGUGUGUGUGCAUGUGUGUGUACGUGUGUGUGUGUGUGUGUGUGUGGCUUGGUUGGGGGAGGCUUGUUUUCUUUUAGAGGCCCCUUUUUGGGGGUUCCCUGUCAGCCCCCGUUUCUUAUGAGACCCUGCCCCAGAUUCCUGAGCCUUGGUCCUCCUUGGGGUCUUCCUUUUCUGAUUGCCCCCUCCCCGCCCUAAACGUCACCCCUCAGUCCCUGGGAGGGCAGUGUUGUGAAGUAGACCCCCUGUUAAGAGAAGUGCUGUCCUGGACGACCCCAGGCACCUGCUCCCCCUCCUCGUCUGUGCUCCUGCCCCAGGUGAGCCUGCCCUCGCCAGGGACCCCAGGGGACCCCUGCCCCGUGUCUGGUCAGUUGUCACCAUGGUGUCAGCCAGAGCUGGCCCCUGAGCCACUGUGUGCCCGUGUCCUGGGGAGGGGAGGGAGAAUGAACAGAAUUAUUUAUUACAAAUGUUAGAAAUAUAUUUAUUAUAUUAGAACCUCAUUUUACAUUUGCAUAAGAUAUGCAAAUGAGAGGUAAGGGUCCGCCUGCUCCCAUCUCAUUUGCAUAGCUCUGCAUACACUAUGCAGUCAUCUUUAUACUCUUCUUUGCCCCCAAGUCAGCCUCUCUUUUGUGCCUGAUUCAGCUCUCCCUGUCUCACCCUCAUCCUCACCCUCAGCUUAAAAGGGCCUGGAGUGGGAAGAAGAGGGGUCAUUUUCCUGCUGACUUGAGGCUGUGGGGUAAUUGCUGGUCCCACCUCUCCUGCUGCAGCCACCCCUCCCUAUUGGUUGGUGUGAUUCUGGCAGCUUUGCUACUGGUGGUGCCCAAGGGGUGGGGCUGGGUCCCUCCUCUUGGGGCUGAGCCCAUGCCAGGCCCGUCCUGGGUACCCAUCAGGUGGGGGUGGAGUCCCCAUCACCUGGAAGGCGCUGGGGCUGUGUGGACUGGAACAGGUGUGUGCCCACCGUGUUUGCUCCAUGGCUGUCCUCCUCUCUCAGAGGGGACCUGAAUUAGGGGGACUGCAGGAGAAGGAGGACCCUGCCCACUGCCCACGCCCACGCCCAGGCCAAGCCCCAGCCCCGUUGCCUCCCCUGCCCCUCUGGAGCCAUCACUUUCUCGAGUUUUCUCUGUGUUUUUCUCUUUUCCUUUGAUUAAAUGAAAAAGCAAAGGC
Oryctolagus cuniculus (rabbit) is the source of this 3888-nucleotide messenger RNA. It is a transcript of the gene MPP2, whose product is annotated as MAGUK p55 scaffold protein 2. Gene Ontology annotation, molecular function: protein binding. The record is from RefSeq and is a predicted model, not a curated record. Lineage: Eukaryota; Metazoa; Chordata; Mammalia; Lagomorpha; Leporidae.